Folsomia candida is the source of this 2189-nucleotide messenger RNA. RefSeq names its product cyclopropane-fatty-acyl-phospholipid synthase. The record is from RefSeq and is a predicted model, not a curated record. The transcript is spliced from 3 exons. The coding region runs from base 1048 to 1932 and encodes 294 amino acids. Lineage: Eukaryota; Metazoa; Arthropoda; Collembola; Entomobryomorpha; Isotomidae.
UAGGGUGAAAAUAUGCACUUGGUAUUUAUGUAUACAUAAAUACCUAUUUAUGUAUAAGUAUCCAACUUUAUACCUUAUUGAUUUAAGAUGCGUAAGUUAUCAUGUGCAGAAGCACAUCAACUGAACACGUUUCGCGUAAAUUUACAGUCUGUGAGUCCAGUAUGCUUUUAGAAUCGACUCGAGGUGAAUUUGGAGCGGUGGCAUUCAGUUGGCUUAUGCAAAACAGCGUUUGCGACAAGCUCCAACCCGCAAUAGCGUUAGAAAUUAAGUAUUUACUUUUCCCUACCAAAUUUCCUUAAUUUGUACCCACUUCCAUAUUUAUAUGUACAUUUACGCAUCAACUCGACAUGAUCGUGGACGCUUUGUACGGAAAGUAAGGAGAAAUUAUAACUUAUCAAAAAAUAAUUUCAUACAGAUUGUAAAUAUAUUUAGGAAAUAAGAAUUUGGAGAAACUUAAAUUUGUUUCCGUAUUUUUAUUGCACGUGUUUUUGUGUUAAGAAUAUAUAUCAAAAAUCUAAUUCAUAUCUUCAAUUAAACAAUUUGUCUAAAUUCGUAUAAUCUUUCUUCAUCCUUCAGGUUUCUAAACCUCGUCGUAUAUCUUUUCGACAUUGUAAUUCCAAUUGUUCGUAAAAUCCGGUACUUUCUUCUCCUCCUGUGUACCCCAAUUUUGAAACCGAUUGGAUAUUCAGCCGGAUCGGAGUCACUAUGAACUACGAGGCCAAAUCCCACCCGGACAUUUGCAUCAAGGAUACCCGAUUCUACGCGAGAUUAUGGUCCGAUCAUCAGCUCGGUUUUGAAGAAAUGUACACGGAGAGUUGGUGGACGUCGGAAAACCUUGGACAGUUGUACGAUAAGAUGUUCAUCUUUAUCAACAAGUACAGAUUGUGGGGAAGUAUGGAUGAGAUUUGACGGGUGCAUUUAUAUGGUGGUCCCGUAGUACAAAGGAGUACGUCUGGGGCUACACCGGGAGAUGCUUUCCUUCGAUGGAAGCCGGGGUCACCAAAUUUUUGCACUAUACCGUUAUUUCUCAUUCCUACAAGAUGGAUUAUGAAGGUCCACGUUGCAUACUGGGAGGGCAAAUUUAGAUGGGGCAUGCUGAACACGGGGCGGCAAGAUUCAAACCACAUAAUGUCACUGGAAUAUGAAUUACCCGUCGAAUAUUUCAAACUGAUCACCGACCAGGAAAAUAUGCAACACUCGUCCGGUUACUUUGCCACCGGAGCGUCCACUUUUGCCGAGGCUCAAGUCGAAAAGCUGAAGCUUAUCGCAUCAAAACUACAACUUAGACCUGGGAUGACGCUGAUAGAUGUCGGCUGUGGAUUUGGCGGUCUUCCAAAAUUCAUGGCGGACAAUUAUGGCGUCUCUGUUACAGGAGUUACUCCUUCCGAUUCUAUGGCAAAAACUGCGAGGAAUCACUGUUGUCGGAGCCAAGUAACGAUUCUUCAACAAGAUUGGAGAAAAAUGGAGGGAAAAUUUGAUCGAAUUACAGUCAUAGAGAUGCUGGAUCACGUGAGAAAGCAGAAUUACGACGAAUUUUUUAGAAAAAUCCAAUCUCUUUUGAAGCCUGGUGGACGCGUACUCCUUCAGCAUUACGCCAUGGACCCUGGCCAUUUCCACUUUACCGAGUUUCUCUGCAAAUACCAAUAUGGUCUUAUUUACUUCUCCACUCUGUCCGAUGUGGUCAGUCACGCUUCCAACUAUUUUCACAUUUCCAACGUCCACGACAUUUCCUGCGAUGCGGAAGAAACUUACAAACACUUUAUCGACAUGGUGGAAACUAAUCGAGACAAGAUGACAACUUUGGCUGGGCCCAAGGUCUGGAAGGCCUUCGAAUCACGUAUGCCUUGGCGCAAGGUGGCCUUAAAUGCAGAGCGAUCAAGGCCUACCAAACCGUCCUGGUUCGCAAGGAUGACAAGGGAAGGGCUCCAUUAAAAUGAUCCCAUAUGAGUAUACUCAUAUGCGGGUCCCAUUAAAAUGAAAUUACACAACAUUUUUUUCGUCUGACCCCAAGAUAUUCCAUAAGACUAUGCUAAAAUACUACUUUUUUGCAGUAAAUAUAUUUAGACUACAUAGUGAUACUUGGCCUCGACUGUAAAAUCAUCGCGAAAUUAUUUAUGCUUGAAUCUACAUAUUUAUAAAGUAUGAAGUAUUUAUGUAAUGUUUGUGCACAACGGCUAAAAGUGAUUGAG